This is a messenger RNA of Cololabis saira (Pacific saury), 2423 nucleotides long. RefSeq names its product histamine H3 receptor. Lineage: Eukaryota; Metazoa; Chordata; Actinopteri; Beloniformes; Belonidae. Gene Ontology annotation, biological process: adenylate cyclase-activating adrenergic receptor signaling pathway. The transcript is spliced from 3 exons. Gene Ontology annotation, cellular component: membrane. The coding region runs from base 259 to 1521 and encodes 420 amino acids. Gene Ontology annotation, molecular function: histamine receptor activity. The record is from RefSeq and is a predicted model, not a curated record.
UCAGCAGGGGAGAACACCUGGAGGAUUUACCCUCACUAUUGAUUAAAUACCUGAGAAAAAGACUGUUCAUUUCAUCUUUGAGUCCGGUGUCACAUCUAGUAUUCCCAGGGGGAAAAUGGGACAUUUGUUAAAAGUGCCUUUAAAGCCACAGGUCUUCCUCCAGCUCCGCGUGUGGACGCGCUGCUGGACUUGUUCGGGCUUUCAGUUUCAGUGCGCGCUGUGACAGAAGUCUAACAUGAAUUUAGCUGUAAAUUAACUAUGAACGCGCACAUCCUGGAGUCUAACUUCAGUGGCAACUUGACGCCCGCGGUGUCAGGGACGGGGAAAGUCCUGCCGGGCUACCUGCUGGUGAUCCUCACGGUCCUCAUGGUGGCUCUGGUCAUUGUUGUGGUGGCCGGGAACGCGCUGGUCAUCAUGGCUUUUAUUGUGGAUAAAACUCUGAGAAAUCAGAGCAACUAUUUCUUUCUCAAUCUUGCAAUAUCCGAUUUUCUUGUGGGUGCCUUCUGCAUCCCGGUGUAUAUCCCCUACAACCUGACUGGCAGGUGGAUGCUGGGUAAGGGUCUCUGCAAAGUGUGGCUGGUCGUGGACUAUUUGCUGUGCACGGCGUCCGUCUUCAACAUUGUCCUCAUUAGUUAUGAUCGCUUCCUGUCAGUCACACGGGCAGUUAAAUACAGAGCCCAGAGGAACAUGACCCGCCAAGCUGUGCUGAAGAUGUUAGCGGUGUGGGUCUUGGCCUUCUUCCUUUACGGCCCUGCCAUCAUCUUCUGGGAGGCGGUUGUGGGCCGGAGCAUCGUCCCGGCCCACGAGUGCUACGCAGAGUUUUAUUUCACCUGGUACUUCCUGCUCAGCGCUUCCACCUUUGAGUUCUUCACUCCGUUUGUGUCAGUGGCCUUCUUCAACCUCAGCAUCUACCUGAACAUCCACGAGAGGAAUAAAAACUGGAAUGCAUGCAAUGAAGAUGCCACCAACCUGCGGAGGGAAACUAUGAAGCACAAAGACAGAGGAGGCUGGUCUGUGUUUUUCGUGAAGACUCGGAAGGUGACGUCCAGCGAGCCCGCUGGUAUCACUGCAGCUAUUGAGGAGGGUGAUAUCCUGUCCCCCUCCUCUAGUGGCUGUCCCGACACCAGUCAGAUCUUUGUGCAAAGGGAGAAGUUCUCUCCACAAAGGAGAAACUCCCGGCUGUUUCAGCACACGUCCUCCUGCCUGGCUCCUGGCCGCAGAACUGCGGGAUCUCGUCUUUCCCGGGAUAAAAAAAUCGCCAAGUCUUUGGCCAUCAUCGUCUGUAUUUUUGGGAUCUGCUGGGCCCCGUACACUCUGCUUAUGAUUAUCCGAGCCGUUUGUAGCGGUGAAUGUGUGGCAGAUUACUGGUAUGAAAUCACAUUCUGGCUUCUGUGGCUGAACUCGGCCAUCAACCCGUUCCUGUACCCUCUGUGCCACAGCAGUUUUCGGAGGUCUUUCACAAAGAUACUGUGUCCUAAAAGACAAUCUGUACAGCCUCAAAAUGAGCCACAGUCCUGUUAAACUUUUAAACAGAUCCAUAUUUUAUGAAUGCAGUAAAUAUUCAUGGUCAUUCGCUGUAAAAAUCCAUCAAAUGUUCAUUCACGAAAAAAGAAAUUACAAAAUAUUUGAUAGCAAUAUGACAAUGCAGCAGUUGGAAGUUUUGAAAGUAUGUUCUUAAGGAUAAAGUAGAGCUGUGUAUUCCCGUUUCGCCAUUGUUAGAAGAUAUAGCCGCCCUUGAUUAAAAUGCUCCCAUGAGCCAUUGUCAGACUUUUUCAAAUAGUGCACAUGUUGAUUUCAAAAUGCAUGUUAACCUUCACUGUAAGUCGGACAGGAGUGACUUGUGUGGUUGUAGAUAACUCAUCAUUCAGCUCAUAACAUAAUGAAGCUGUCAGGUGAUUUUGUUGCUUCUUUCAUCGCCAGAUAGAUAGUGAUUACCAUAAUUUAUCCCAAAUUAUUGUAUAAGACCUAUUUCCCUUCACAUGAAGUUUCUUAAUGGAAGACCAGAAACAGAGACAGAUGGAGAUGACAGCUUCAACCAAUAUCACGUUGUUUUUAAGACAAGGUCUGAAAACCUUUCAACACCUAUUUGCAUGACUGAGGGGAUAUUUUUCAUUACAUUUCUCACAUGAAUCCCUUUCAAUUUACCUCUUUAAAUACAGAGCUGUUAUAGUAAAAAGAAAGCCUUUCACUAACACUUUCAAAAACAUACUUUGAGCUUUUCAUCACAUCAAUAGAUAAUGUCGAGUCCAGACGAGAAAACAGGAAAUCCGACCAGUAGAUGUAAUUACUUACUCAGUGACGUUUUAUGUGGAUUUACAUUGUCAACACUGAUUUUAAUUAAUAUACAUAUUCUUGUUGAUGUUAAUGAUAUUCAUGAAAUGAAUUAAAACUUUUGUACAAUACGAUUUAAAUCAGGCCUCGUG